AUGCACAUGGGAGACUCCAAACAGCACUAUGAAUGGUGUCAGCAAGACAGGGUGGGGUCAGUUGUUCCUGCUGCUUCCAGACAAUAUGAGAAAAAUCCCUCCUUCUCUUAUGCACCUCCUAGGCUUUCUCCAAGCAGAAAUGGGAUGGUUUCAUCUGAUCAGUCUUCCCAUCCAGAAACCCCAUGUAACUUUGGAUGGAAUUGCUCCUGGGUUACAUCUACUGAUGCAUCUGGAAAACCAGACUGGAUGAUGUCUUCAGUACUUGCUUUGACUUCUCAGGAAUGGCAGCAGAUCAUGGAGAACAGCUCUUCCAACAGAUAUCUAGAAGGGAACAUUCUUCUCCUGAACUUAAGCAGCAUUUCAGAAAGGUGCAGGUUCAGCCUCCACAGCCCAGUCCUGCCUUGGAGCUCUGAUUCCUGCCUGUUGGAACUGACAGUGCACGCACAGGGUGCCACUCUAGCAGGACUUUCUGCAGAAAUUCAGUAUGUGGAUUCUAACCACAGCAUACCCAUCCCUCUGCAAGAGGGACAAGAAGACAAUGCCUGGUUGAAGUGGAAAGUGCUGGUGGGUUCAAUUGGACGAAUGGACAGGCCCUUUGAGAUCACCCUGCUAUAUACAAGCUGUGGAAGAAAGAGUUCUGGUCUUUUGGCACUGGGCUCUUUGCAGCUCAGAAAUUGCUUUCAUGACAAAGAUGAUCCACAUCUUUCUGAAUACGACAAGGGUUCUAUUGUCCCUUGCCCACAUGGAGGCUGCGUCAGUCACCUGCAGGUUUGUGAUUUUGACAGUGAUUGCUCCAUCAAGGAAGGUGACAGAUCCAUCUGUGAAAGUCUCUCAGAAGGAGCACACUGUUCUUUUGAGGAAGGUACCUGUGGCUGGACAUUGGAAGGCAACACAAAUUCUUUCUGGUCUAUAAAGAGCUUUUCAAAGAUGCAUGAAGAUCUGAAUGGAGACUCUGUCUUGCAUGCUACUGAAGGUCACUUGCUGUAUCUGCGUGCAGACAGUGAUCACACAGAUGCUUCUGCCAGAGCAUAUAGCCCCAGUCUGCCAGCCAGUCUGACCAGCGGAGCCUACCAGGUUCAGUUCUCAGUGUACAUAUUUGGCCGCUACAAUGGCACCAUUUCACUGUCUGCUUCAGAAGAGGCAGAUGGUAUUAACGCCUCAUCAUUGGUAUGGGAAAGAAAAGGGACCUGGAGUGAUCACUGGUUUCUCAUAACUGCAGAAAUGCCAGAGCUUCAGAAGAGGUUUCAUCUGCAGUUCCUAGCCACCUGGGGCUGGGAUUCACAUGCUGACAUCGCUGUGGACAACGUUACCUUUGGUCUAGACUGCUUCCCUGAUGGAAGAAGACAAAGCCACCCUGAUGGAAAGCAACACUAUCCAUGGGAAAUGAACAUAUAUAACCCAUUGGAGGAACCCCUUCCUUUAGAAGAAGCGCCUGUUGUUCACUGGUGUUUCACAGCUUGUGGAGCUAGCGGGCCUCGAGGGCCGACUCAAGCACAGUGUGACAGUGCCUAUUACAACACCAAUAUUUCAGUGACGGUGGAGAAAGAGGGACACUUACGAGGGGUGCAAGUGUGGAAAGUGCCAGCAUCAAAUCGAUACACGGUUUCAGCAUACGGAGCAGCUGGAGGAAAAGGAGCCAAGAACCACAACAAGCGAUCCCAUGGGAUCUUUAUUUCAGCCAAUUUCCAGCUGGAGAAAGAUGAGCUCCUGUAUAUCCUAGUGGGACAACAGGGAGAAGAUGCCUGCCCAAGGGGCAACUUUCUGGCUGAGCAGAUCUGCUUGGGAGAAUCAUCCAUCAUUGAAGAAGAAUACAAGAAAGAGAAGGGCCUGACUGACUGGGCUGGAGGAGGGGGUGGGGGUGGAGGAGCCACUUACGUCUUCAGGCAGAAGGAUGGCGCUUUUGAGCCCUUGCUCAUUGCUGCAGGAGGAGGAGGAAACAGUUACUUGAAAUAUCAGGAUGGUUCCCUAGAAGAUGCCUUCUUGGAAAAGUAUGUGAACAGCACAGCAAUACCUGGAGUCAGUGGGAGAACUGGGGCAGCCGGUGGAGGAGGUGGUUGGGAAGAUAUCACUCACUUUUCUUGGGCUGGAAAGUCUCUGCUGGAAGGUGGAGAAGGUGGCACAGCCUGCCACCAAGCACUGGAAAAACUCCAGUGGGCCACAUCGGGUGGCUUUGGUGGUGGAGGAGGAGCUUGUACAUCUGGUGGUGGAGGUGGAGGAUACAAAGGUGGUAAUGCCUCUGAAACUGAUGAUAUUACAGCUGAUGGACAACAUGGCCUUUCUUUUGUGAAUCCAAUUGGAGAGAUCUUCUUGCAUCCCUUGUCAGUUAUGGAAAGCCAUGGUGAAGUGGUGAUUGAAAUCUUCUUGAACUGCACCCACUGCCAGUCGGGUAACUGCAAGCCAGGUCCUGACACUACCCUGCCAAUCUGUAUUUGUGGGAUUGGAACCAUUUUAGCCAAUGACAAUGUCUCUUGUACAGAGAUCCGUGGACCUAUUCCAGAAGGACACCUGCCUUUCCCACUCCUCUUGACUGUGGUUGCAAUUAUUGUGGUGCUUGGAAUGGCUCUCACUUGCGGCAGCCUAUCAAUUGUUUAUCAUCGCAAAAAGCAGCAGUUGGAAGGGGCCCGUGAGCGUCUGCAGAGUCCCGAAUACAAGCUGAGUAAAAUCCACACCUCCACCAUCAUGACUGAUUACAAUCCCAACUACAGCUUUGCAGGGAAGGCCGCCUCCCUCAGUGAACUCAAGGAGAUCCCACGGAAGAACAUCUCACUGCUCCGGGCACUUGGACAUGGGGCAUUUGGCGAAGUUUACAAAGGGACAGUGGUCGGAAUCACAGGAGAUCCCAGCCCUCUGCAGGUGGCUAUCAAGACAUUGCCAGAAAUCUGUUCUGAGCAGGAUGAGAUGGAUUUCCUGAUGGAAGCGCUUAUCAUAAGCAAGUUCAACCACCAGAAUAUUGUGCAGUGCAUUGGGGUAAGCCUCCAGACCUUGCCCCGCUUCAUCCUGUUGGAGCUUAUGACUGGUGGAGACAUGAAGAGCUUCCUUCGGCAAAAUCGCCCUCGGGUGAACCAGCCAUCCACUUUGGCGAUGCAGGACCUACUUAACAUAGCCAGGGACAUUGCUUGCGGCUGCAAGUAUCUUGAAGAGAACCACUUCAUCCACAGGGAUAUAGCUGCAAGGAACUGUCUUCUGACUUGCACUGGGCCUGGACGUGUAGCCAAGAUUGGUGAUUUUGGAAUGGCCCGGGAUAUCUACAGGGCAAGCUACUACCGCAAAGGAGGGCGAGCCAUGCUUCCAGUAAAGUGGAUGCCCCCGGAGGCUUUCCUAGAGGGAAUCUUCACCUCCAAGACUGACACUUGGUCCUUUGGAGUGUUGCUUUGGGAGAUCUUCUCUUUAGGCUAUAUGCCUUAUCCUUGCAAAACCAACCAGGAAGUACUAGAGUUUGUCACCAAUGGGGGCCGAAUGGAUCCACCAAAGAAUUGUCCAGGGCCUGUUUAUCGGAUCAUGACUCAGUGCUGGCAACACAGCCCUGAGUAUCGACCCAACUUCUCCACCAUUCUGGAAAGAAUCAAGUACUGCACACAGGACCCUGAUGUGAUCAACACAGAACUACCCAUUGAAUGCAACCCAACAUCAGAGGAUGAAGGAAACACAAUGUUGCAUCCAAAUAGUUCCACCAGCAUGGUUCCUUUGCUGGGAAACACUUCUCUUACACCCCAGGCAAGUACAUUAGACGACUGUAAUCCAGGGCCCAAAUAUGUACAAUAUCCACAGAAGCUGCUGGUGGAUAACCUGGCUAACUGCACAGCCAAAGGACCUAACAUGCCUUGUUUCAGUGAUUCCAUCACUGGAACUUGGACCCAGCCAACUCCCAACCAGCAACCAGAAUCCACAAGUCAACCAGCACACAAGUUGAAGAAUAAAACCAAAAACCUUUGGAACCCAACUUAUGGGUCCUGGGUCUUGGAAAAUAUUUGCCAGCCUGGACCCAGCUCCAAAGUAACACGAGACCGAGAAGACUCAGGAUUCGACGGGAACUGCAGUUCCUCCCCUAGUCCUCGGGCAUCACCAGCAUCUCCAAGUCAGAGCCAUUCUCCUCACAUUGAUAUUGGUGGGAUUGAACUGGUGAAGCUACAGAGUUUCCCUUGUGGCAAUGUGAAUUAUGCUUAUGAUGAUCUUUGCUAUGAAACUAAUCAGCCUUCAAACUUGGUAGCAGAGCCAGCCACACUGCUGAGGAGUGCCAGCCUUCACAGAGAUGGCAAGCUUUUCAACAAACCAGAGAAAACCUCCAGAGAAAGGGACUCUGGCCUUUCCUUGUCUGAUGAUCUGAGUGUUACACCUGUAUAA
Molecule: messenger RNA, 4341 nt
Organism: Gekko japonicus
Lineage: Eukaryota; Metazoa; Chordata; Lepidosauria; Squamata; Gekkonidae
Gene: LTK
Product: leukocyte receptor tyrosine kinase
Exons: 29
Coding region: 1-4341 (1446 amino acids)
Biological process (GO): positive regulation of kinase activity; multicellular organism development; regulation of cell population proliferation
Cellular component (GO): signaling receptor complex; membrane
Molecular function (GO): transmembrane receptor protein tyrosine kinase activity; ATP binding
Source: RefSeq, a predicted model, not a curated record